UGUCUUGGUAAAUCCUCUAGGAAUGCUCUCUGAAAAGCAGCUUAAUUCAUCAUGCAGUUGCCUUCAUCACCAUCACUUGUUGAAGUCUUUUUAGGAUGUAAAGCAGUUCUAAUUUGGAGAUCUAAAAUUACCUCUAAAAACUCACAAUUGACUAAACUUAGAGUCAUCCAUAAUUAGAUUUUUUUAAAAUAGGACUUCUUUCCAACUUUUUUUCAUUAUCCAGCUGUGUUUGAUCUCAGCCAGCUGUUGAUGGGACUGAGGUGGUUGCAAGAGUUGGGGAAAAGAAGAGGAAGCUCAUCUCUGCAGAGUGGGUGGGGGAAGCAACAAUUCUCAGUUUAAAACAGUGGUUCUCAAAGUGUGGUCUCCCAACCUGCAGCAUCAAAGUCUCGUGGGAACUUGUUAGAAAUAAUUUCUUGGACCCUACUUCAGACUCACUGAAUCAGGCUAUCAGGCGAAGUUCAAAGAACUUGGUUCAGAUGAAGUGUUCACUAAAUUAAAGACUGCAAUCAAGAUUUUAGGAACACAUGGUUGAAAAUAAUUGCUUUGACCGGCUCUAGUGACCCCCAGGAACAUAACACCACUUACAUGUAUGUUUUCUUCAUUCAUCAUUUAUGGGUAUAUUUGUAUUACUCCACAGGGCUGACGAUUUGGUAUUAGACUUGCUAAUGAGUAGCAGCCAUGUGCUCCUGCUGCCUGACAGUCAGUACUGUCACAAGCAUAUUGUACACAGCAGAGAAGAGCUUAACAGCCAGCCUCCUUCCACGUUCUGCUCUCAGGAAGUAAGCAAGGGGAGGAUCCAGUGGUGUCAUUUGACACUGACGACAGAGUACUUAUUUCCUAUGCAAAAGAGCCCAGGAAGCAAGACAAACCUAAAUAAGAAGCUAACUUCUGUAAGGAGAAACUGGAUGGAAAGGGUGAUGCUGGCUGCUGCCUUUGCAGACUCUAACUCCAGCAGCAUGAACACGUCCUUUGCUCACCUCCACUUUGCCGGAGGGUACCUGCCCUCUGAUUCCGAGGACUGGAGAACUAUCAUCCCAGCUGUCUUGGUGGCUGUCUGCCUGGUGGGCUUCGUGGGAAACCUGUGUGUGACUGGCAUCCUCCUUCACAAUGCUUGGAAGGGAAAGCCAUCCAUGAUCCACUCCUUGAUUCUGAAUCUCAGUCUGGCUGAUCUCUCCCUCCUGCUGUUUUCUGCACCUGUCCGAGCUACAGCAUACUCCAAAAGUGUUUGGGAUCUAGGCUGGUUUGUCUGCAAGUCCUCUGACUGGUUCAUCCACACAUGCAUGGCAGCCAAGAGCCUGACAAUCGUUGUGGUGGCCAAAGUAUGCUUCAUGUACGCAAGUGACCCAGCCAAGCAAGUGAGUAUUCACAACUGCACCAUCUGGUCAGUGCUGGUGGCCAUCUGGACUGUGGCUAGCCUGUUACCCCUGCCGGAAUUGUUCUUUAGCACCAUCAGGCAUCAUGCAGGUGUGGAGAUGUGCCUCGUGGAUGUACCAGCCGUGGCCAAAGAAUUUAUGUCGAUGUUUGGUAAGCUCUACCCACUCCUGGCAUUUGGCCUUCCAUUACUUUUUGCCAGCUUUUAUUUCUGGAGAGCUUAUGGCCAAUGUAAAAAACGAGGAACUAAGACUCAAAAUCUUAGAAACCAGAUACGCUCAAAGCAGGUCACAGUGAUGCUGCUGAGCAUUGCCAAUACGUCUGCUCUCCUGUGGCUCCCUGAGUGGGUAGCUUGGCUAUGGGUAUGGCAUCUGAAGGCUGCAGGUCCGGCCCCACCGCAAGGUUUCAUAGCCCUGUCUCAAGUCCUGAUGUUUUCCAUCUCAUCAGCAAAUCCUCUCAUUUUUCUUGUGAUGUCGGAGGAGUUCAGAGAAGGCUUGAAAGGCUUAUGGAAAUGGAUGAUAACCAAAAAACCUCCAACUGUCUCAGCGUCUCAGGAAACACCAGCUGGCAACUCAGAGGGCCUUCCUGACAAGGUUCCAUCUCCAGAGUCCCCAGCAUCCACACCAGAAAAAGAGAAACCCAGCUCUCCCUCCUCUGGCAAAGGGAAAGCUGAGAAGGCAGAGAUUCCCAUCCUUCCUGAUGUAGAGCAGUUUUGGCAUGAGAGAGACACAGUCCCUUCUGUACAGGACAAUGACCCUAUCCCCUGGGAACAUGAAGAUCAAGAGACAGGGGAAUGUGUUAAAUAGAUUUAAGUUUCAAAGCAAAACAAAUUGUGAUUAUUGUAUUUACUUGUACUGCUGCUUAUCAGUAUUGCUGCCUUUACAAACUGUGAUAAAAUUAUUACCAUUAGGAAUUACAAAAAUACUUCACAAUCUACACCUACCAAACAUGCAACGUGGUAAGUAGAGAACCAUGUUAGAAGUAAGAAUUGUUUCAGAGUUAGAACUCGGGUUCCCACAGUAUUUAAGUAGUACCGUGUAAAGAUGCUGCUGUCAAAGUGAUUAGACAGUGCAGCUAUUCUGUCACUUGUUCACAAUGAUUUUACUAGGUACCCCUUAGGACCAGCCCUGUAGUGGACUGGCUGGAGUCUCAAGUAGAGGUUCUCUCUGUCAAAGGCUGAGCCCCUUUACCUUCAGUUUCAUCUUGAACCUACUGGUCCUAAUUUCACCUGCCAAAUUGUGUUUCACAUAACCAAAGCUCAAAAUCUACUUUCACUUGAGAUUUUUAACACAUUAAUGAUAAAUUUUAAUGAGUCAUCUUCAUUUGUUUAAUAAAUGCUAAUUUACUUGAUGAAAGUCCAUAUCAUUAUGUUUGUGACGGGUCAAAGAAAACGAAACAGAACCUUAUUCCAAUUCUGGACUAAUUUCAAGCCAUGGCUGGUUUUGGCUAAGUUUAAAUAAAUUCAAACUUAUAUGAAAGUCUGCUUCAAUGAACUUUUUAAAGCUACCUGAAUGAGUCUUCAGUUUCAAAGUCUGAGAAUUUUAGCAGCUUUCCAAUGGCAUUCAAUAGUCUGACAUGGGAAAAAAAAAAAAAAAAAAAAAAAAAAAAA
Molecule: messenger RNA, 2980 nt
Organism: Cebus imitator (Panamanian white-faced capuchin)
Lineage: Eukaryota; Metazoa; Chordata; Mammalia; Primates; Cebidae
Gene: GPR151
Product: G protein-coupled receptor 151
Exons: 1
Coding region: 612-2177 (521 amino acids)
Biological process (GO): G protein-coupled receptor signaling pathway
Cellular component (GO): membrane
Molecular function (GO): G protein-coupled receptor activity
Source: RefSeq, a predicted model, not a curated record